CUGAGAGUGUAAGAUGAGACGGAGUAGGUGGGCCUCACCCAGGAGGGGAGGGCGCCCAGAAACUUCCUGCGGCUCUCUGCUCCACAGCGUACCGCAGCCUGCGAAACAAGGUCGGCCUGGAGCGGGUGGCAGCCUGCCUGGGGGCGGGAGACCCUCCCCGGGGCUGGGCGGAGGCCUUUAAGCGCCUCGCCAUAUUGAGCAGCCACGCUGAGACGCCUUUGUUUGUAGAGUCCUCCCGCUAACUUUCUGCUACACUCGGAGUGUCCGGGCCUAGGGAGAAGCGAUCCGAGCCCGUGCGUCCCCAGCUUGGAGCCGGGACACUGGCGUUUCCCGUGUGAACCCAGCUUUUAGCCUCGGGAUUGACCGCGCCUCAGUUCACGUAAGCAUCCUGGAAAAUCGCUCACUACAACUCGGACGGAGUGAGGGAAAAUCCAACUUGGAUUUGUCGCCUGCGGAGAAAAUUGCAGGGAGGUGACACUCUGCAUGAGCAGAGUUGCUAGGACUCUCCCCUGCCCCCUCCCUAAGACUAGAAGCUAAGUUUUUUGUUUGGGCUUCGUGCCCCCCACCCCAGAAUCCACUCUGGAGAUCUUAAAGACUCUCGAGAAAAGCCACGUGGGGGGCUGGUUCCCCUGGGGCUUCCUCCCCUCUCCCGAUUGCCUGAUCCUCUGGAGCGUCCCUGAUGUCUGCAAAGAUGUCGAUCUGGACGUGUUAGUGGAGGCCUUAAGGCCUGUGGGCACCUUUAAGAAGAUUGGGAAGGUGUUCCGUAAAGAGGAGGACUCCACGGUGGGAAUGCUGCAGAUUGGGGAGGAUGUUGACUAUCUGCUCAUCCCCCGGGAGGUCCGGCUGGCUGGGGGCGUGUGGAGAGUCAUCUCCAAGCCCGCCACCAAGGAAGCUGAAUUUCGGGAGCGCCUGAUUCAGUUUCUGCAGGAGGAGGGCCGCACCCUGGAAGACGUGGCCCGAAUCAUCGAAAAGAGUACUCCACACCCACCCCAGCCCCCCAAAAAAGCCAAAGAACGCCGAGUGAGGAGAGUCCCACAGAUGGUCACUCCUCCACUUCGGCUGGUCGUAGGCACCUAUGACAGCAGCAACGCCAGUGACAGCGAGUUGAGUGACUUCGAGACCUCCAAAACCAAAGGCAAUAGGGGCUCCCAGAGGACCAGAAAGGUGCGCAAAAUGCCAGUCAGUUACUUGGGCAGCAAAUUCCUGGGCAGCGAUGUGGAGAGCGAGGACGAUCAGGAGUUGGUAGAAGCCUUCCUCCGCCGCGGGGAGAAGAAGCCCAGCGCUCCUCCUCCACGUCGCCGAGGCAAUCUGCCAGUGCCCAUGUUUGAGGACAACCUGGGACCCCGGCCGUCCAAGGCCGACAGAUGGCGAGGGUAUGUCAGCCAGGUGUCCUGGGGGAAGCUGAAACAGAGGGUGAAGGGCUGGGCACCCAGAUCAGGCUCGGACAUGGUCGAGACCCAGCAGGCCUCCAUCGCAGCUGAGAGGGCUGGAGAAUUGAGACGUAGCCAUACCAGUCGGGACGAUAGCUCCAGAAACACAGGAGACCGGAGCGACCAGACACCGGGUACCAGACGCUGGAAGCCCAAGAUCAAGUGGGUCUCCUUGAGGCGGUGCAGGAAGGAACAGGCGCCACUCGCGGCUCAGGGGACAGACUUGCCAGCUGAGGGGCCCCCAGAGGCUGCAGAGAACCAGAGGGUAGAUGUUCCAGCUGAACGUGGAGUAGAGGCUGCACCUAAUCCGAGAGCAGAGGGGGCAGCUAACCCGAGAGCAGAGGCUGCAGCUAACCCGAGAGCAGAGGCUGCAGCUAACCCAAGGGCAGAGGCUGCACUUAACCCAAGACCAGAGGCUGCUGCUAAUCCAAGGGCAGGGGCUGCACCUGAAGAGAGGGCAGAGGCUGCAGCUAACCCGAAGGUAGAGGCUGCAGCUAAUUCAAGGGCAGAGGCUGCAGCUAACCCAAAGGUAGAGGCUGCAGCUAACCCAAAGGUAGAGGCUGCAGCUAAUUCAAGGGCAGAGGCUGCAGCUAAACCGAAGGUAGAGGCUGCAGGUAAUCCGAGGGCAGCGGCUGCAGGUAAUCCGAGGGCAGAGGCUGCAGCUAAUCCGAGGACAGAGGCUGCAGCUGAUCUGAGGGCAGAGGCUGCAGCUAAUCCGAGGACAGAGGCUGCAGCUGAUCUGAGGGCAGAGGCUGCAGCUGAUCUGAGGGCAGAGGCUGCAGCUGAUCUGAGGGCAGAGGCUGCAGCUAAUCUGAGGGCAGAGGCUGCAGCUAAUCAGAGGACAGAAGUCAUAGGUAGUCAGAGGGCAGAGCGCCCAAUUAACCAAGAGACUGGAGGUGCAGAAAGUGAGAGGGUGGAGGCCCCAGCUGACCAGAGGGCAGGAGUCCUCCACGACCAGAGGGAGGAGGCUGGACCUCAGGCUAUAGCGCAAGCCUCAGCUAGCUCUGUUACCCUAGGGACAGCCCCGGGAUCUAGGGCCCGGAAACAGGUAAAGACAGUGAGGUUCCAGACCCCAGGACGGUUCUCAUGGCUUCACAAGCGCAGGAGGGCCUUCUGGCACACUCCCCGGUUGCCAGUCCUGCCCAAGAGAGUCCCCAGGGUAGGUGAGGCUAGGAGCCUCAGGGUGCUGAGGGCUGAGGCUAGAGCAGAAGUGGAACACAGACAGCAAGAGGAACAGCUGUGAGAGGUGUCCAGGGCCCCUGCACCCUGCCCUGUGCUGGCCGCUAAGGUGCCUUGUAGGCUCCUUCUACCUCCAUGUUUGAAAAUGGAGGCUGCUGAGGCAGGCAGCACCUCCUAUGCCUUUACCAGCAUUACUUUUCUCCUCCCUCCUCCCCCCCCCUCCUCUUUUUGAGACAGUCUUGUUGUGCAGCCCUGCGGGUCUGGCAUGCUGUACAUAAUUGGUCUCAAACCCACAGCAGCCCCUGUCUGAGUAUCCUGUGCCCUAGGAUUGCAGGUGUGUUCCACUACAUCUGGCUCCCGUGACCUCUUUUGUUUUUGUUUUGUUUGAGACAGGGUGGCUGACCUGGAAUGCACUGUGUCUUAGGCUGACCUCGAACUCAGAGAGAUCCACCUGCCUCUGCUAGAACCAAAGGCACAUGCCACCACCAAACCUGCCUUCCUGUGGCCCUCUUAUGAUCUUGUUUUUUUCUGAUAAAAUCAUUUGUUUUUAGGGGGUUUCUGAUAAAAUCAUUUGUUUUUAGGGGGACAUAGCUGUAGACACACUUGACUUUUUUAAUACAUUGAUUUUUUUUUAAAAAAUAUACUGAAUAUAGCAUCUCAGAGAAUGUAAGGAAAGAAGCCCACGAGCGUGCUUGCCUGGACGGUGCUAUAACGUCUCGCUGUGUGUCUUAAGUGUGCACAGCCUGGCAAUGGGAAAUGGGCAGAGGAGGGGUUAUUCUGUCCUAUGUCUUCUGUCUACAACUAGCUUUGAUGGACGGCCCCUUUUGCACUUAAAGAGAGGGCUCAAGCUGAUAUGCAAAUAAAAGUGUUUACAACAGU
Molecule: messenger RNA, 3488 nt
Organism: Myodes glareolus (Bank vole)
Lineage: Eukaryota; Metazoa; Chordata; Mammalia; Rodentia; Cricetidae
Gene: Ccdc8
Product: coiled-coil domain containing 8 subunit of 3M complex
Biological process (GO): microtubule cytoskeleton organization; regulation of mitotic nuclear division
Cellular component (GO): 3M complex
Source: RefSeq, a predicted model, not a curated record